Messenger RNA from Plasmopara halstedii, 306 nucleotides. RefSeq lists its product as uncharacterized. The record is from RefSeq and is a predicted model, not a curated record. Lineage: Eukaryota; Oomycota; Peronosporomycetes; Peronosporales; Peronosporaceae. The transcript has 2 exons. Bases 1 to 306 code for a protein of 101 amino acids.
AUGACGGGGGAGGAAGACGGCGACGUCACCCUGGAGGCUUUUCCAGCUAUGGAUGCUCUUUUUGAGCUGAACGAGAUGUCAUACGAAGCAUCUGGCGGUGCCUUGAAGGCGGGCCAUUCAGCUGAGGUGGUCAUUAUGAGACCGAACGAGGAGAUUAACUCGUCGUCGUUUUUGGAUGAAGCUGCCUUGGAUGACACUAAAAGGGAAUUUCAAGACGUCGUCCCCAAAGACCCGCCGUCAGUCUUACCUCCGGACCGAGGUGUGCGUCAUGAGAUUGACCUGGUUCCGGAAACAAAUACUGCGUAA